CAGCAGCAUCCAGCCGGAGGAGACGCAGCAGCGGAGCCGCGAUGUUUGUCCUGUUCGCCGCCGCGGGGCUCGGACUCGUUACGCUGCUGGUCAUCGUGUUCGCUCCGAACAUCAGAAAAUACGCAGCAGGAGGAGUUUGUAAAUCUUCAGCUCGACUGGACGGGAAGACGGUCCUCAUCACUGGAGCCAACACGGGGAUCGGCAAGGAGACGGCCCUGGACCUGGCAGUGAGAGGAGCUCGGGUGAUCAUGGCGUGCCGAGACGUGGAAAAGGGCGAAGAGGCUGCAGCCAGUAUACGAGCUUCAUACUCCCAAGCACAAGUGGAGGUCAGAGAGCUCGACUUGGCCGACACCUGCUCGAUACGAGCCUUCGCACAGAAGUUCCUGAGAGAGGUCAACCAUCUUCACAUCCUCAUCAACAACGCCGGGGUGAUGAUGUGCCCCUACACCAAAACCAUCGAUGGCUUUGAGAUGCACAUCGGAGUCAAUCAUUUGGGUCACUUCCUGCUGACGUCCCUCCUCAUCGGGCUGCUGAAGCGCAGUGCGCCGGCCCGGAUCGUGGUCGUCUCGUCUCUGGCGCACAACUUCGGCUGGAUCCGUUUCCACGACCUCCACAGUCAGGGCAGCUACAACAGCGGGCUCGCCUACUGCCAGAGCAAACUGGCUAACGUGCUCUUCGCCAGAGAGUUGGCCCGCAGACUCACAGGCACCAGUGUGACGGUGAACUCAGUCCAUCCGGGGACGGUGAACUCUGACCUGACCAGACACUCGACCCUCAUGACGAUAUUUUUCACCGUCUUCUCCAUGUUCCUGAAAACUCCUCGGGAAGGAGCACAGACCAGCAUCUACUGUGCUGUGGCAGAGGAACUGCACUCAAUCUCUGGGAAACACUUCAGCGACUGCGCUCCUGCCUUCGUAGCCCCACAGGGAAGAAGCGAGGAGACGGCGAGGAGACUGUGGGAUGCCAGCUGCGAGCUUCUUGGCAUCGAGUGGGACUGAUUCAACUUUUUAAACCGCCAUCUAUCUCAGUUCUCCCGAGGAGUCCUUACCCUUUCUGUUCAGCAUUCACUUCAUUUAGUUCAAUAUGGUUUCGAUGUUCUGUCAUUUCUUUUCCUACCUAAUAAGCAGUCAGGUAAAAUUCUGUAAGAGGUACUAUAAUGUGAAGUUGCUUUUUUGUGUAAUAAUGCAGAAAUUACAUCAUAAUAACUUGAGUAUUUUUGGUGCUCUACGGCGGCUAAUCCAACCAAAACCACUCGACUGUAUUAUCGUGUAACCACAAAUACCUUUUUUGACUCUAUAUUUUUGUGACACAAUGUGAAUACAGUGUAGGCAAAAAAGCAACUUGAUGUAUCGUGACGCUGUAGGAUACAGUGAAAGGUCAACGCAGGGUAAACGACCAGCAUUUUUAUCAAAUAUUGUGUUUUGAUUUCUCCAGAAUCUGCAGUUAAAUUGCUCGACUUUCGUGCCAGCGUUUCUAAAAACAAGUGCAGGGGUUCUUACAGCGUUUCCAGGUCGACAUAAACUUCUAAAAACUAUCGAAUAUCCGCGUGAGUCUGAGCCACAACUACCGCUUGAAUUGCAUAAAUGUAUUUUGUGAUAACUGUACUAGUUAUUGUACAAGAUGAGGAGGUUUUUCUAUUUAAAAAGAAAAUCAUUUGCAAUUUUUUUCCCACUUGCAUCGUCGGCACAAUCUGCACAUUCCUGGAGGAACGGCAGUUUUACAUUUCCAAGGAUCUCCCAACUCAUGUUUCCUUCGCAGCAUUCACAUGCAAGGUGGCCAAGAGUUUACAUUCUGUGUUUUAUACAAGUGAAACAUGCCUUUUACUACACUUACAUUCAUGUUAAGAGUUGAAUGUUUACAUUUUAUGUAAAUAAAAUGAAAUAUUACUAUAAA
Messenger RNA from Stegastes partitus (bicolor damselfish), 1893 nucleotides. It is a transcript of the gene rdh12, whose product is annotated as retinol dehydrogenase 12. Lineage: Eukaryota; Metazoa; Chordata; Actinopteri; Pomacentridae. The record is from RefSeq and is a predicted model, not a curated record. The transcript is spliced from 7 exons. The coding region runs from base 42 to 998 and encodes 318 amino acids.